AAAAAAUCGUAAAAAAUUUUGAAAAAUAUAAACAUCAUCAUUCAUGUAUCAUAUACUCAUAAUAAAUCCAAAAGCACAUUAAACAUAAUUAAAAUAAAACAUAAGGGGUUUAAGUAAUAUAUGUUUAUAAACUUCAGGGGUCUGAAUAUAAAUUAUUAGUUAGGGAUCUAAGUGAUUAAGUGAAAAAUUUUAGGGGAUGUAAAUGUAAUUAUCCCAAAUACAAUUGAGUCACUGACAAGUGACAACACAGAGUCUUUAAAAGCCUCUGUUUGAACUUGGGUCCUUCAGAGACGCUGUGUAUCGAUCGAUCGAUCGAUCGAGAGAAAAAUCUGAGAGUGGAGUUGAAGAACCCACCGGCGAUCACUGGAAGACAGUUAGGCCUGGAGCUGUUGUCUCUACUACUACGAAGAAGUCAUCGUUCGAUCAUCAUCUGCUACUCGAGUAGUCAUCAUUCGAUCAUCAUUUGCUACUACGAAGUAGAUAGAGUAGUCUCUGCUAGCUGGGUCCUCUACGAAGUUGAUCGAUGAUGUUGGUCCUCUGCUACUGUGAAGAAGAAGAAAAAGAAGAACAAAUAGUAGGAAAGGCUCUCAGAUUAAGGAGAUUUACCACAAUUUUUCAGAUGAACCGAUUGGCUAGUAUUCCAGAUAAUGAAAUUGAAAAUCCCAGGAAGAAAAAACGAGAGACUCAAUCUGGUGAAAAACCUCAAUUGAAGCACCAACCUGUGUUGAACCCUAUGACCACUGAGUUCGAAGAUGAAUUCUGGCCACUUUCAGGGAAACCAUACUUUGAUGUGGUUCUUACAAAAGCACAUGUCAAGCCGGCAUUUAAUAUGGCCGUGCCAGUGAAAUUAUACCAACUGCUUCCUUCUGCUGCGGUGCCUGCCGUUAUCACAUAUUGUGGCCAGAACUGGCGGACUGUUUACCAUGGAGACCGUAGCCAAAAAAGGUUUGAUAUCAGUUGGAAAGCAUUUGUGAUUGACAAUGAUCUAAAGAUGGGGGAUGCACUCGUAUUUGAACUUAUCGAGUGCAGUCGUGUGAAACUCAAGUUCCGAGUUCAAAUUCUCAGAGGUGACUUUCCAGCUGAAUUGAUGGCUGGGGUACAUGGUGAGACCUCAGACAAUCCGAUCUUUAUUCAAUAAAAUUCACAUUUUUUCACAUGUUAAUUUUUGUUACAAGCUUUUAUUAACGACUUGUAUUUGGAACUUGAGCCAAUCACAUCUACUGUUUGACGUACUGGGAUUGGAAUUUCUUUUGUUCAUGUUAGUGCAUUAUGCUGGUUAUGCUCUCGCUAACAAUCUAUUCCACGCAAGGUGGGUGUUGCCAGUUUCUUUUGAAUGUACAGUACUUUCAGUAGAGAAGACUCUUAUAUUUUUUGACCCUUGAGCCCCUGUUGGAGUUUUUUCCUUUUGGCUUUUUUUGGGUUGUUGUUUGUUUUGGGGUUU
Messenger RNA from Ilex paraguariensis (yerba mate), 1441 nucleotides. The record is from the annotation of a GenBank genome assembly. Lineage: Eukaryota; Viridiplantae; Streptophyta; Magnoliopsida; Aquifoliales; Aquifoliaceae.